UCUCGAGCUCAUACGUCACACGGGUCCAAGGAGCGCCAGUAAACGUAAAAGCUACCGCGCUCACUCCGCCGAAACCCUUCCCUCCAGUGUUGUUAAUUCUCUUUAGACAGUUUCGCUGACUGGACGGAGAACGCCUUGACAAAGGUACAGGUUGAUUUGUGUUCAAAGUUGGAUUACAGCGGAGCCACUUUACCUGAGUACGCUGCUCAGAUGAUGAGCAGCUGUCAAGGACACAUUUGUGAAAGAAGCGGAAUCCCGAGCAGUUAAAGGCUGUGUGGCCAGUGUAGAUAAGGCCUCUUAUGAGGUGAAAACCCUUCUGCAUCCUGCAGUAUCCUCUCCCAGCACCAACAGCAGGAACAAGGGAUGUCACGACUGUUCCUCUUUUUGGCAAUACUCAUUGUCUCCUGCAGCAUCCAGGGGUCUCCUGCUGCUUUCCUGGAUAAGCUGAAGGAAAGUUGGAAAUUGUAUAUGGAAGAGUGUGAACACAACAUCAGCCAAGUCCCCAUAAGCACAGGCCUUGUGUGCAACAGGACGUUUGACAGUUAUGCCUGUUGGCCUGAUGGACUCCCCAACACCACUGUCAGUGUGUCAUGCCCAUGGUAUUUGCCAUGGUAUCACAAAGUACAGCACGGCAUGGUUUAUCAGGAAUGUGAUACAAGUGGCCAGUGGGUACCUAUGAAGAAUACCAGUGAGUGUGAUUCUCAUGAUCCAAAUCAGCCAUUCUAUGGUCAUAUUCGGAUCAUGUACACAGUUGGCUAUUCCUUGUCCUUCGUGGCUUUGGUAUUGGCUCUUGGCAUUCUCAUUUGCUUCAGGAAACUGCACUGCAUGAGGAACAACAUCCACAUGAAUCUGUUUGCCUCCUUCAUCCUACGAGCACUGUCUAUACUUAUCAAAGAUGCUCUUUUAGAGGCUAACCACACAUCGCAGGACCUCAGCAGAGAUCAGGAGCAGGCAUUCUCUCGAGCAUCUAUUCAUCCAGUGGAGAUGCUGGCUGACAAUGCGACAACAGUUAGCUGUCGUGUUGCUGUGGUGAUGAUGCAGUACAGUAUUAUGGCCAAUAGCUACUGGUUGCUGGUAGAAGGCAUCUACCUCCACAACCUUCUGGUCAUUACUGUGUUUACAGAGAGGAACUACUUCAAAAUCUACCUGUGCAUUGGUUGGGGUACCCCAUUAAUAUUCCUUGUUCCAUGGGUGAUGACUAAAUACCUAUAUGAGAAUCAAGAGUGCUGGGGACAAAACAUAAAUAUGAACUACUGGUGGAUAAUCCGCUCCCCAAUUCUGCUAGCUGUUGUGAUCAAUUUCCUUAUCUUUAUCCAUAUCAUCAAAAUCCUCGUGUCAAAACUUCAAGCACACCAGAUGAGAUACACAGACUAUAAGUUCAGGUUGGCAAAGUCAACUCUGACCCUGAUCCCACUGCUGGGUAUCCAUCAGGUGGUCUUUAUCUUUGUCACAGACGAAUCCACCAAGGCUACCAUCAGUUUGCGUCUCACCAAGCUAUUCAUGGACCUCUUCUUCUCUUCCUUCCAGGGUCUCCUGGUGGCCAUCUUGUAUUGCUUUGUCAACAAAGAAGUGCAGUCUGAGAUUCUGAAGAAGUGGAAGCGCUGGAAGCUUGGAAGGAACAUCGAAGAGGAGUACCGCCACACCUACAGCAAUACCCCCAACACAAAGACAAGCAGCUUGUUGAACCACGUCUCUCGACUGCCUCACCUCCCGGAUAUUGCAAAAACUUCUGCCCCAAUUGGCAGCGCUGAGGAAAGACACAUGCUGGUUACUGGCUGCCACAAUGGUAUGGUUCACAGUCAGGAGGCUGCCAAGUGUGUCUACCCACUGAACGAGGGAGCUAUCAGCAACUGCACCACAGUGGAAGAUAUCAGAAUUACAGACAAGGUCCAGUGCUGUGAGGUGCAGAGAGAGAACAUGGAGAGCCACGUGUGAGAGGCACUGGGAAUUUGGAAUUUGGAUGAUGAAAGUUGGAUGAGUUUGAGACUGCCCUAGUUGGCUUUGAAGACUGGGACUAAUUGAGUCACUUGUCAGAGCAGCCCUCAGAGACCAGUGUCACUGGGAGACACCAGCACUUGGCCUUCUCCACAACCUUAGAAAGGAGAACAAUAAGGCAUCCAAACAGAGAUAUGCCAUGAGUCUUUUAAAUGGAUUUCUCUAGAUGUUUGUCAGACGGUAAAAGAAGCUGUGUUGUGUUGAAAGGUUGUGCAGGAUCUCCGGACAUAUAAGCCAUGUAAAAUAAUAAGUAAAAACAAACAGAAAACCUCAUCAACAAUAGAAAGAAACCAGAACAACAAAAGACACAGGGUCCUAUCACGAGCUUCUGCUUUUAUUUGUGACAUAUCAAAUGCGCAUUUUGUGGUACUAGAGGUUAAAUUCAAACUGAAAACUGAACUAUGUACAGAAAAAUGACCAAGAAAAUGACACAGACAAGGAUGGCAGUGACAGUGAAUUAUUUUUUAUAAGCCUUUUCUCUGAUACGUGGUAAUGGUUUUCUCGUCUGUACUGACUUUGAUGAAAAUAUACAGAAAAGGAGGAAUCAUUUUGUUGACUGUGCCUCAUACAGUAAGGAAACCCCAUGGGAAAAUUGGCAGCUGAUUCCUCCUCACCCUUUCUGGCUUACAUAUAGACAUUAAAAGAUGACAAGAUGUUGUAUGUGAUGUAUUAUAAAUUAACUAAGUGAUCAUCACUUGACUUACUUAUGUGUUUAUUACCUUUAUAUAUACAUAUAUGUACACAUAUGUGUGUGUGUGUGUAUAUAUAUAGGUCAGUCCUUAAAUGAUGCUACAGUUGUGACUUAAACGUGUCCAUCGUGUUUUCAAGGGUACAAAUAGCAUUUCUAUGCCACUUUAUGUGUUUUCUUUUUCUCUUGCCAUGAAGUUGUCUGACUCAUGCACCUCAGUAUCCCGUAUGAACAUCUACAGAGUAUCCCACUCAGCCCUUAAGGUGAAAGUUGUUAAGGAAAACUGAGGACUCAAAUCAUGGAUAAAAAUACACAACAUAUAGAUGUGGCUUGUAAAGGCAUGCAUGCAUAAAGUAUGAAUUCACCAACAUCACUCAAAAUAGCAUGUCUCCUCUGGGACAAGGGUGUUUGUGCAUUGCUAUGUGUGAGCUGUCAUGCAUGAAGGUUGCACUGCUUUAUUGGGCUUAAGUUUGAAGUUGUGUGACUCAUUCGCCAGGGACGUGUGCCAUACAGCUCCAUCACAGCGGUAUUCCCACUAUGCAAAAAAGAAGAAAAAGAAAAGCCUGCGUUAAUGACUGAUGGCACACAGUGUUUAACAUGCAACCUGACCCUGUGUUUGCAGGAGCUGCGGGCACAUUGAACAAAAAUUUGCAUAAAAAAGGUGAAACAAAGGCAUGCGUUUUAAUGGGAAACAAAGCUGCAUAGGCAGUGGUAUAGUUGCUUGCUUCGAAUACACCGCAUUUAUUUUCAAACAAGGAAAACUUCCUCCUGAGCACCAAUUGCUCUUUCAGUUGCUCCAACAACUUUACUUUGUCUGUAUGACUAUUUGCACAGUGUUAAUUUAUAAUUGGUUAUAACUGAUACACAUAUAUGUGUGUGUGUGUGUGUGUGUGUGUGUGUGUCUGUGUGUGUAUUUUAUUUCACAGCAGUUAAUCUAUUACAUUUCUGUCUGUAUGUUUGUGUAUGUGUGAGUGCAUGGUGUUUGCAAGUGUAUUUUCCAGGGUGUGUGUAGUUUUCUAAUUAUUGCCUGCAGCCAGGAGGGCAAGGGUGUGAUUUAAAGCAGUGUUACUGGCUUUGUACCCAGCUUCGAGGUCAGAGGUCAUCAUGAGUCAGUCCCUUCCCCAGCAUACACAAUAUAGCAACACAGCACAUUUCCACACAUCAGCUUAUAUUAGACACAAGGAAGAUGCAACUCUGUGUUUUACUACGGAAACUACUCCGAUCCUCGCUGUAAUUUUUCAGUAGUAGUAGUGUAGAGUGGAGCACAGUUUGUUUAGUCUCUGCAUUUCCACUUCGUUCAGAUAUCGCUGAAGAAUUGUCCAAGAAAAUUACAGGCCGUGGCAGGAAAAUGUUUGGAUAGUCACACAGUAAUGAAAUAAUGCUGUACACAUUGGGUAAAAGCAGAAGUAUAUUGUCCAUUUUAUUUCCAGCUAAUAACUUGACUGUGACUAUAGCCAUGUAUGUAUUUGAAGCCAGCAGCUUGGGCCUUCCUGGAUCAAAGUGGAUCUGUCUGAAUGUAUUCUCUGAAAGGCCCAAAUUAGUAUGUUUAUUUUUUAUUUUCUCUGCAAGGUUAUUAUGUACAGUAUAUUUGAUGUAAUGAACCAGUCAGUAAAACUGUGUUCAGUUGUAUAUAGCUAAACAUACGUUGUGUCAGCUUUGUGCAAAAGGUGAAAGAAUAAAUGACAUGUGUGAAAGAUUA
This is a messenger RNA of Mugil cephalus (flathead mullet), 4382 nucleotides long. It is a transcript of the gene gcgra, whose product is annotated as glucagon receptor a. The transcript is spliced from 14 exons. Gene Ontology annotation, molecular function: gastric inhibitory peptide receptor activity; glucagon receptor activity; peptide hormone binding. The record is from RefSeq and is a predicted model, not a curated record. The coding region runs from base 364 to 1935 and encodes 523 amino acids. Gene Ontology annotation, biological process: cell surface receptor signaling pathway; adenylate cyclase-activating G protein-coupled receptor signaling pathway. Lineage: Eukaryota; Metazoa; Chordata; Actinopteri; Mugiliformes; Mugilidae. Gene Ontology annotation, cellular component: plasma membrane.